Messenger RNA from [Torrubiella] hemipterigena, 1967 nucleotides. The record is from the annotation of a GenBank genome assembly. NCBI's taxonomy places the organism in Eukaryota, Fungi, Ascomycota, Sordariomycetes, Hypocreales, Clavicipitaceae.
GGUGUAUACGCCACAAUACAUAGUGCACGGUAUCUACGGUGCCGGUUACCCUUUUUAGGAACUUUGGUGCGGUUGUGCCGCUGCCGUGCACACACAGUCUGAUGUAGUGUUGUUGAGAUUAGAAGGACAUAUCUGCCGCCGUAACUAGCAAAGAACACGGAGGGCCAACAUCCCACAAAAUAUCGUUAGCUGUCAAAUUACUAACAUCAAUACUAACGGCUAUCCGCAGGCUCGCUUAGGAUGCGUAAACAAAUCAUACUUGGGACAAUGCAAUACUAACGUGGCGGCUGGCUGGUUAAAUUCCACUAAGGGCAGCGCUCUAGGGACUAAUGCGCCGCUUAGCCUUUGAGGCGUCCACUAGAAUCCUUCUUGUGCAGCCUAGUUUGUCAAGAACAACGCCAACCAGCCAAUGGAGCCCCCAAGCGGCUUGCUACACCACAAGUUGGUUGCAUGUCAGCUAUGGUAGUGGCUUCGGCGAUUAUCUCUUGGCUCUUCCACUGUGUUAGCUCUACGCUCAGCUUCGUUCAGCCCGCUCCAGCCCCAUACCGCAGCGCUAAACUACCUCUCUCGCAGCGGCGCGACGCUUUGGGCGUCGGGCGUUACGUCGAUUAUCACGCCAACCUCGCCGCAUCGAACGCCAGCGGUUCCCCGUAGAACACCAGCGGAGCCACUUGAUCUCAAGGUAACCCGCAGUGUCUCUCUUACAUUGCUACAGCCGUGAAUCCAAUAUUCUUUAGUUUUUUCCCUCUUUUUUCAGUAUGCAAAAUGCAGACGCAGCAGCAAAACUUGAAGAACAGCGUCGACGAAACAGACUAGCUCAGCGUAGACGCCGUGAGAGACAAAGAAAUCGAGCAACCAGCAUAUCGUCGGUUAAUAACGACGCCAUUGCUCCCAUCGUGGUGGAUGUACAGGAUCAGCAACCGGCUGAAGAUAAAACGUGGGACUUUGCAAUUGACAAUGAAUUCUUCGACUCGGCAUUAGAGACGCAAGAUGAUCUCGUGGACCAGUUCCUUCAUCCUUCGCCUCCUCCUAGCACUGAUUCACUCUCUUCAUCGAAACAGACAGACGUUCCAACAACUGGUAGUCUUCGAGAUAAAUCACAUUUAACAAACGGUAUUUCUGUGGAAAUUCCCACGGGUUUAACGGAUGGUGAUCGAGAACUGGCCCAAGAUUCAUACAAUAGACUCAUUGCACUAUUACCACAAACAAAUAUAACUCAGCACCAACGUUCUGAUAGCGCACAUAAACAGCUCAUCAAUGUAUCCGACUUUGCACAGUUCAGUGGUAGUGGUACGGCGUGCUACAGCGCUACAGGAUCAUCCUUGGGGAGAAGCCAGAGUUUCUCGUGGCCGCGAUCUGAGUCUCGCCCCUCAGUCGACAGUCAUAGCGUUGAUUCUGCUGCUCGAGAGGUUUCCUUCGAGCGGAUCAGGGAGUUUGUCGAGGACGCUGGCUUCGAAAGUCUCGACGCGAUGAUGGCCGCCUACUACAACUCAAAUCUGUGUGCCAGCUCCAACCAGCGCCCGACGCAGGCGGUUGGUCGCUCCAGAAGACUCCGAAGCUUUCUAUCAGCGCUGCAUCGCAACCAUGCCGAAUGGGGUGAUCAAGAGCGAAGUGCGUACAGAGAAGAAAUCGCCCGGGCUGCAGAGGGUAUCUAUGCCGACGAGCUGUCCGACAUGGUACACGGUGCCACAGGGAUGAAUGGUGCAAAGAGAUUAUCUAUACCUGGGUCAGCAAAAUCCUCAACGGAAACAAGUCGAGUGUACAUUGCCCACCGCAUUCAGAGUCUUGUUUCCGAUCAAGAAAUGCAAGAUUUCAUGCGGAAGGAUCGAAAGGAUUUACAAGAUACGGUCGCCGAAACGUGGUCACUUAUCACACAGCUUAUUUACAGCACGGGACAAUCGCCGCAGCAGAAAGCGUCUACUGCAUGCAUCAUUCUGUAUCUUCUAACAUCGCCAGCUGCGACGUAA